AAGAGCUCUGGAAGCCACUGGCCAGGUUCUGUUUCAGCAAAGUACCUCGUCGGGAGAUGCCAAUUGUUCACAUUCUUUAUCUCGAGGAGCUUUAUGUAUGCAGAAGUCUUCGCGUCCAUUGUCCUGGAAUCUCAGAUCCAUCUCAUCCAUCACGUCAGGUGUUUUCAAGCGCAAGUUGGACAAUACUCCAAGUAUGUCCCAGCAUAUUCAAGGUUCUCGAUGCUACUCGAAUCCGGGGUGGAGCUUCUCAUCUCUGCAAAGCUCACGGGCAAAGACAAGGACGACGACGACGUGCGUGUUCUCUGAUUCAGGGGUGCCGCCCGUGUUGGUUAAGGAACAAAAAAAAAAAAAAAGUUACUCCAAUUGUUUCCGGCUUCUCAAUGUAUCCGAUAGAGCCUCGUCUUACACUACUCUCAAUACAGAUCCGACACCCAUUGGCAAAGUUGCCAUGCUUCAAACAUUCGAUAACUAUCCGCAUUUUAUUUGGGGUUUAUCUAUAAUGGAGUGCUGUUGCGAUUACUGUCGAUGUCAGUGUCAGUGCCAGUAUCAGUAUAUCAAAGUCGAUAUCAAGUCAAUGUCAGUGCCAUGAUUGAACACUCAGAAGCCGGUGGUCGUCUCUUCGCCAGCUGCGCUUAUUGAUCUCCACACAGCGGACAUUCCUGCAUCGCUCAAACACCGUGCUGGCCAGUCCAACCGCCUCUGAGUCUAGGCUAUCAACAUCCAACCAGGGCAGA
Gamsiella multidivaricata is the source of this 734-nucleotide messenger RNA. RefSeq lists its product as uncharacterized. NCBI's taxonomy places the organism in Eukaryota, Fungi, Mortierellomycota, Mortierellomycetes, Mortierellales, Mortierellaceae. Bases 98 to 589 code for a protein of 163 amino acids. The transcript is spliced from 4 exons. The record is from RefSeq and is a predicted model, not a curated record.